CUCCGGCCAAGUUCCCAGCCGCCGGCGGAGAAGCACCCGUCUCGCAGAGGACAGGCCCCGGGGCAGACAGGCAGGCGGACACCGCCUUUGUUCCCCUGCCGCUCUUCCGAGCCGGCCGUCGGGUCAGCGGAGGCGACGGCGCUUUUCUGCGCGGGCGCCGCAGCCUCCUUGGCGCUGCCGCGUUCCUGCUGUGCCUCUCGCCGCUGGGUGGUCGUCGCCGUCCUCCUCUGCAGGGGCGGUUUGCGGCUGGGGCCGAAGGUGGCCCUCCUCAUCUGCUAGCCUCCUUCCUUCCUUCGCUAGCAGCCGGGAGCCCCAUGGUCCUGCCGGCCACGCCGUGACCUUCGCCCCCGCCUCGCCAGCCCCGGGAAAGGCCGCGCCAUGGCUCCAGCUGCCCCCGGGCGCCUUACGGACAUGCCAUGGCCGAGCAGGACGACGGCCGCCCCUCGGAGCCCCUAGGCUUGCCUCGCCGCGCCAUGGGCCGGGAGAGCCGGGGGGGAGCCGGGCCGGCGCAGGGCACCAGACGGGCGGCCAUCGGAGGCCUGCUCUGGCUGGCUCUAAGCGGCCCCGCCGGAGAGCCCAAGCGCCGCAGGCUGGGAAACGGGGGCUCGGAGGCUGAAGGGGUCGCCAAGCGGCCGCGGGCGGAGCCGGAGCCGGAGCCGGCUCUCCCCCGGCGGGUGCCCGUGAGCCGACUGGCGCUGGACUACGUGGUGCCCUGCAUGGCCCUCUACGGCAUCUGCGUGAAGGACUCCUUCCUGGGCGAGGCGCUGGGGGCCCAGAUCCUGGGCGAGGUGCGGGGCCUGCACCGCGGCGGCAGGUUCCAGGACGGGCGCCUGGUGAGCCAGCGGGCGCUUCCCGAGCCCCAGAGCAUCCGCGGGGACCAGGUCACCUGGGUGGAGGGCCGGGAGCCCGGCUGCCGCGCCAUUGGCACCCUCAUGGCCCGCGCGGACGAGCUCAUCUUGCACUGCGCAGGGAAGCUGGGCGGGUACGCCAUCACCAGCCGCACCAAGGCCAUGGUGGCUUGUUACCCCGGCAACGGAAUGGGUUAUGUACGGCAUGUGGACAACCCCCACGGGGAUGGACGCUGCGUCACCUGCAUUUAUUAUCUAAAUCGGCAGUGGGAUAGUCAGAUUCAUGGAGGGAUCCUGCAGAUCUACCCAGAAGGGCAACCAGUAGUUGCAAACAUCGUGCCCAUAUUUGACCGACUGCUCCUCUUCUGGUCGGACCGGCGCAACCCACAUGAAGUGAAGCCAGCCUAUGCCACAAGGUAUGCCAUCACCCUCUGGUAUUUUGAUGCCAAGGAGCGGGCAGAAACCAAAGGGAGACACCAGCAGGCAUCUGCCCAGAAGGACAAGCUGCCUCUUGCCACACAGACCAAUGGCCCCACCUGAUGGAAAGCGAGAGGAUGCUGUGGAAACCAAACAGCCGGAUACACUUGGCUCUCUCUGGCCAUUUCAAGCUGCUGCCGCCGCUGCCUCCACCACCUCCGUCUGCUACCCUGAAUCCUGGCCAGGUGCAGUGGGAGGGGCCUCAGUCCCAACCAAUGAUGAGAAGUGGGCUGUCUAGAACAAGCUGGGACCAGAGAAGAAAAGCUGUGUGGAGUGUGUGGGCACCGUGACUCUCUUUUUGUUUGUUUAAAAGGUUAUUUUUGUUUGCUUGUUUAAAAGGGGAGCACCUUCUUUUCUCAAAACUCUGUCUGCAGGGACCCCCACAAGCAUCAGGGGCCUUUCUGUUCACCCCAGAGCUGCUUGUCCUGCUCAUUUUGAUCCAUCAGUCAAGUCAAGAGAGAGCAGGGAUGCCAGUGAGGCUGGAGAAGAGGGGAGCCGGGAUGGAUGGAUGGGCUCACAGAUGAGGUGGAAUAAGCAUAAGCCCAUGAAAA
Sphaerodactylus townsendi is the source of this 1876-nucleotide messenger RNA. RefSeq names its product egl-9 family hypoxia inducible factor 2 (gene EGLN2). Bases 417 to 1388 code for a protein of 323 amino acids. NCBI's taxonomy places the organism in Eukaryota, Metazoa, Chordata, Lepidosauria, Squamata, Sphaerodactylidae. Gene Ontology annotation, molecular function: L-ascorbic acid binding; peptidyl-proline 4-dioxygenase activity; ferrous iron binding. The record is from RefSeq and is a predicted model, not a curated record. Gene Ontology annotation, cellular component: cytoplasm; nucleus. The transcript is spliced from 5 exons. Gene Ontology annotation, biological process: cellular response to hypoxia; peptidyl-proline hydroxylation to 4-hydroxy-L-proline.